Messenger RNA from Myotis daubentonii (Daubenton's bat), 5611 nucleotides. It is a transcript of the gene PHLDB1, whose product is annotated as pleckstrin homology like domain family B member 1. Gene Ontology annotation, biological process: regulation of microtubule cytoskeleton organization. Lineage: Eukaryota; Metazoa; Chordata; Mammalia; Chiroptera; Vespertilionidae. Gene Ontology annotation, molecular function: protein binding. Gene Ontology annotation, cellular component: basal cortex. The record is from RefSeq and is a predicted model, not a curated record.
ACCGGACGCGGGCCGGGGGCCGGGGCGGGGACUAGCCGGAGGGGCGGGGCCGCUCCUUCUCCACCUACUCAGCGGGCUCCCGGGGAAAAGCAACAGCGUCCGGUCUGGGGCCGCGCGGCCUGGCCAGACCCGGGGCCGGCGCGCCCUCUCCUCGAGGAGCUCGAGAGAUCAAGACCAUGGACACGCUCACCAGGAACCAGGUGGGCCCUGGAUGCAAGACCCCAGCAAUGGUGCAGAAAGGCCCCUUGGACCUGAUUGAGACGGGCAAAGGGCUGAAGGUGCAGACAGACAAGCCCCACCUAGUGAGCCUGGGCAGCGGGCGGCUCAGCACAGCGAUCACCCUGGUGCCGCUGGAGGAAGGGAGAACAGUGAUUGGCUCUGCGGCCAAGGACAUUGCCCUGCAGGGGCCGGGCCUGGCUCCCGAGCACUGCUACAUAGAGAACCUGCGGGGCACCCUCACCCUCUACCCGUGCGGCAAUGCCUGUGCCAUCGACGGGCUCCCUGUCCGGCAGCCCACCCGGCUCACUCAGGGCUGCAUGUUGUGCCUGGGCCAGUCCACCUUCCUCCGGUUCAACCACCCCGCUGAAGCCAAGUGGAUGAAAAGCAUGAUCCCGGCAGGGGGCCGGGCCCCGGGCCCCCCCUACAGCCCCGGCCCAGAGUCAGAAAGCCUAGUGAACGGGAACCACCCCCCGCAGCCUGCAGCCCAGGGCCCCGCGGCCUACGCCAGCCACAGCUCCCUGGUGAGCUCGAUCGAGAAGGACCUGCAGGAGAUCAUGGACUCCCUGGUGCUCGAGGACCCCGGCGCCGGCGGCAAGAAGCCUGCUGCCACAUCCACACUGUCACCGAUGGCUAACGGGGGUCGCUACCUGCUGUCGCCCCCGACCAGCCCCGGCGCCAUGUCCGUGGGCUCCAGCUACGAGAACACCUCCCCGGCUUUCUCUCCACUCUCCUCACCAGCCAGCAGCGGGAGCUGUGCCAGCCACUCGCCCAGUGGGCAGGAGCCAGCCCCUCCUGUGCCCCCGCUUGUGCCUGUGCGCUCCUCCAGUUACCAUCUGGCCUUGCAGCCCCCACAGUCCCGGCCCAGUGGGGCCCGCCCCUCUGAGAGCCCCCGGCUGGGCAGGAAGGCGGGGCAUGAGCGGCCCCCCAGCCCCGGCCUCCGGGGUCUGCUGCCAGCCAGCCCCACCGCUCCUGUCCUGGCGGAGGCCCACAGAGCCACCGAGAGCCCCUGGCUGGGUGGGCAGCUGCCCGUGGUGGCCAUCAGCCUGAGUGAAUACCCAACUUCUGGUGCCCACAGCCAACCCACCAGCGUUCCUGGCAGUCCCAAGUUCCAGCCUCCGGUCCCUGCACCCCGAAACAAGAUGGGUGUGCUCCAGGAUCGCCCCCCCAGCCCUCUCCGAGAGCUGCCGGGCCCCGAGCGCGGGUUGGCAAGCAGCCCCUCACGCCAGUCGCUGGGCCGAACGUUCUCGGACGGGCCGACCCCCCGCACCCUGCAGCCCUCUGAGAGCCCCCGCCUGGGCCGCCGGGGCCUGGACAGCCUGCGGGAGCUCCCUCCCCUGAGCCCGGCUCUGUCCCGACGGGCUCUGUCCCCCCUGCCCACCCGGUCCACCCCAGACCCCAAGCUGACCAGGGACGUGGCAGAGAGCCCCCGGCCCCGGCGCUGGGCAGCCCACGGCACUUCGCCAGAGGACUUCUCACUGACACUGGGGGCGCGGGGCCGUAGGACACGGAGCCCCUCGCCCACCCUCGGGGAGUCCCUGGCACCCCGCAAGGGCAGCUUCAGUGGCCGGCUGAGCCCCGCCUACAGCUUGGGCUCCUUGCCGGGGGCUGUGACCCGACAGAGCCCCCGUGCCCGGAGGAAGCUCUCCAGCGGGGACUUGCAGGUGCUGGUCACCCGGGAGCGGAAAAACAGCAUCACCGAGAUCAGCGACAAUGAGGACGACCUGCUGGAGUACCACCGGCGGCAGCGCCAGGAGCGGCUCCGGGAGCAGGAGAUGGAGAGGCUGGAGCGGCAGCGCCUGGAGACCAUCCUGAACCUGUGUGCGGAGUACAGCCGGGCCGAUGGGGGGCCUGAGGCCGGGGAGCUGCCCAGCAUCGGGGAGGCCGCUGCUGCCUUGGCACUGGCCGGCCGGAGGCCCUCGCGAGGCUUUCCAGGGGCCACUGGGGCCUCCGGGCGGAGCAGCGAGGAGCCUGGAGGUGCCCCUGCGCGGCUGUGGGAGAGCAUAGACCGCACGGAGGAGGAGAACCUCAAGGAGGAGUGCAGCAGCACCGAGAGCACCCAGCAGGAGCACGAGGACGCGCCCAGCGCCAGGCUGCAGGGCGAGGUGCUGGCCCUGGAGGAGGAGCGGGCGCAGGUGCUCGGGCGCGUGGAGCAGCUCAAGGUCCACGUGAAGGAGCUGGAGCAGCAGCUGCAGGAGUCGGCCCGCGAGGCCGAGAUGGAGCGGGCGCUGCUGCAGGGCGAGAGGGAGGCCGAGCGGGCGCUGCUGCAGCAGGAGCAGAGGGCGGCGGACCAGCUGCAGGAGAAGCUGCUGGCCUUGGAGACGGGCGUCCAGAAGGAGAGGGACAAGGAGAGGGCGGAGCUGGCCGCGGGACGCCGGCACCUGGAGGCCCGCCAGGCGCUCUACGCGCAGCUCCAGAGGCAGCUCGAUAACUGCCCCGAGUCAGUGCGGGAGCAGUUGCAGGAGCAGCUGAGAAGGGAGGCUGAGGCCCUGGAGACGGAGACGAAGCUCUUCGAGGACCUGGAGUUCCAGCAGCUGGAGCAGCAGAGCCGCGUGGAGGAGGAGCGGGAGCUGGCCGGCCAGGGGCUGCUCCGGAGCCAGGCCGAGCUGCUGCGCAGCGUCGCCCGGAGGAAGGAGCGCCUGGCAGUGCUGGACAGUCAGGCCGGGCAGAUCCGGGCUCAGGCCGUGCAGGAGUCCGAGCACCUGGCCCGGGACAAGAAUGCUUCCCUGCAGCUGCUGCAGAAGGAGAAGGAGAAGCUGACGAUGUUGGAGAGAAGAUACCACUCACUCACGGGAGGCAGGCCUUUCCCGAAGACCCCGUCGACCCUCAAAGAGCUGGAGAGGCCGCUGCCCCCCGCUGUGCACUUAGAGCAAUGGUACCAGGAGCUGAUGGCCGGGCUGGGGACCCCCGUGGCCGCCUCCCCUCGCUCUUCCCCCCCACCUCUGCCCACCAAAGCCUUUCGUCAGCUGCAGGUGUUCCGCUCCAAGAUGGAUGGGGAAGCCCCCAGCCCCCCUGCCCACACCUGUGGCCCCCUGCCCUCCUCCUCGGGCUCCUCCUCCUCCUCCUCUCAGCUCAGCGUGGCUGCCUUGGGCCGCAGCCCUUCCCCAAAGAGCGCGCCCCUCGCCCAGAACGGCCCGGGCAGCCUCCCCCGCACCCUGGCGGCCACGCUGCAGGACAUCGAGACCAAGCGCCAGCUGGCCCUGCAGCAGAAGGCCCAGCCGCUUCCCGCCGAGCCCCUCCCAGCUGCCGGCCCAGCAGGGCAGCAGGUGAUUGAGGAGCAGCGGCGGAGACUGGCCGAGCUGAAACAGAGAGCGGCGGCUGAGGCUCAGUGCCAGUGGGAUGCCCUGCACGGGGCACCCCCCUUCCUGGCAGGCCCCUCGGGCUUCCCCCCCCUCAUGCACUCUAUCCUGCACCACCUACCGGCGGGGCGGGAGCGCGGGGAGGAGGGCGAGCACGCCUACGACACGCUGAGCCUGGAGAGCUCCGACAGCAUGGAGACGAGCGUCUCCGCGGGCGGCAACUCCGCCUGCUCCCCGGACAACAUGUCCAGCGUGAGCGGCCGGGAGGUGGGGAAGCUCGAGGAGAUGGAGAAGAUGCUGAAGGAAGCUCAUGCGGAGAAGAGCCGCCUCAUGGAGUCCAGGGAGCAGGAGCUGGGGCUGCGGCGGCAGGCCCUGGAGGAGGAGCGGCGCCGGCGGGAGCACGUGGAGCGGAGGCUGCAGAGCGAGAGCAGCCGGAGGCAGCAGCUGGUGGAGAAGGAGGUCAAGCUGCGGGAGAAGCAGUUCACUCAGGCGCGACCCCUGACCCGCUACCUGCCCAUCCGGAAGGAGGACUUUGACUUGAAGACCCACAUCGAGUCCUCGGGCCACGGCGUCGACACCUGUCUGCACGUGGUGCUCAGCAGCAAGGUCUGUCGUGGCUACUUGGUCAAGAUGGGCGGCAAGAUCAAGUCGUGGAAGAAGCGCUGGUUCGUCUUCGACCGGCUCAAGCGCACCCUCUCCUACUACGUGGACAAGCACGAGACGAAACUGAAGGGGGUGAUCUACUUCCAGGCCAUCGAGGAGGUGUACUACGACCACCUGCGCAGCGCGGCCAAGAGCCCGAACCCGGCCCUCACCUUCUGUGUGAAGACGCAUGACCGGCUGUACUACAUGGUGGCCCCGUCGGCAGAGGCCAUGCGCAUCUGGAUGGACGUCAUUGUCACCGGGGCUGAGGGCUACACUCAGUUCAUGAACUGACGGGUGGGCUUCCUGGCCCUCAGGCUGGCCCAGGGCCCAGGCCCGACCUCCUGCUCUCUGCUGGCCCUGGACACAGUCACCCCCUGGCCCAGGCUGCCUCCGGCGGUGCGUCCCGAGGCCCUGGGAGGGCCCAGCGGAGCCAGGGCUUUGGGAGCAGAGGCCUUUGUCCUGCUGGGAGGUGCUGAGCUCGGGCCUCCUGCAGAAGCAGAACCAGCCAGGGCUGGGGGCGGGGCGGGGCGGGGCGGGGGGUUUCGCAGCCCAGGAGCCCGGAACUUGGAAUAACCCUGCAGGGUCCUGUCCUAUGUGUCCUCUGUGUCAAGGACAAUUACGGUACCAGAAUCUGCCAAAGAUCCCCUCUUGCCUCAGCCUCCUUUGCAGGGGCCGUGGGGGCCCGAGCAGAGCUGCCUCCAGAGUGGGGUGCAGCUCAGGCAGUGCUGCUCAGGCCCAGCUCUCACCCCAUCGUCCGCCCGCAUUUGUACUUUUAUUACUUUGCUCAAGGGCCAGAGGCCUCACGUUUUAUCUUUGAGGGGUCAGCCCAUCCCCUUUUUGCAGAACCAUCACCAUGGUCACCAUAGUAACUGUUUCAUUGCCGUGGUUACAUACUAAUUGCCGUGGCUGUGUGGCUCUGCCCACUGCUGAAGCUGUGGCCCAUCUGAGGGCACGUGCCAUCAUCUCUCCAGCCCAGGCCCUUGGGCAUCUCAUGUUGGGGACACGGGACCUCACACCGCCCUCCCCAGCCCGUCCCCAGGCCGACGCACAGCUGCUGGCCCGGCCAGCCCUCUCCCGUCCACUCGUGCCUGGCCCGGCCAGCCCUCUCCCGUCCACUCGUGCCUUGCUUGGAGCCAGAGGGGGUGAGGUCAGGGUAUCGGUCCCGAGGAGGAGGAGGCUGGAAGGGCCUUCCUCGGGUUCCGUGCGGGGCUCCCCGAGGAAGCCUGAGCCGGAGAGGAGCUCAGAGGAGGGGACCCUGAAGUCCCGCCUCCGAAGGGGGUGACCAUGGAGCAGAGGACGAGGCCUCCGGCGGCCUGGCUGCAGUCCUCCCGCCUUAACACUAAGCCCACCUCCCCGCCCCCUCCAGUGCUGGGCCCGGGUGCGGGUCCAGGCUGGGUGGUUCUCAGUAUUUGUAAGCAUCUCAGCAGAACAAUAAAGUAUUUGGCGUGUGA